CUGCACUUGUUUUUCGACCUUCCAUUGUGAUUUCAACGGUGCGGGAGCCAAUACCGGGCUGGAGUGGUAAACUAAAUGGACCAAUGGCAGGAUAUGCUGCAACAAGUGCAGGUAUUGUUCAUAGUAUGUGGUACAAAGGGAAUCCUAUUGAUUUCGUUCCUGUUGACAUGUCUGUCAACGGAAUCCUUGCUGCCAUUUGGGAUACCACUGAAAAUAGAAAAAGCAAUGAAGCUGUAGUAUACAAUUACGCUACCAGCACGGUACAACCUAUAACGUUGAGACGUUUAAAAGUCAUAAUCGACCCUAUUAGAGAUGCGACACCGACAAAGAAGAUGGUGUGGGCAUGUUUUGUGUUCUUCAUUAAUAAUUAUUACGUGUGGCAGUUUUCAAACAUCUUUCUGCAUCUCAUUCCGGCUAUUCUGGUUGACUUGAUUCUUUCUGUGCAAGGCAGAAAACCUUUUGUCGUAUCGUCUUACUUUAAAGUCAACAAAUAUUAUAAUGUCAUAUAUUACUUCUGGAAUCGAGAAUGGAAAAUUUCCGUUAAAGAAAUGUCGAAGACCUGGGAUCAGAUGAGUCCGGUGGAUCGUGAAUUAUUCUAUUGCGAUUUGCGAGACUUGGAUUGGAGCGAAUGGUCGACCAACUUUUGGCCAGGACUGCGAGUACAUAGCUUAAAGGACCCUCUGGACACUGUUCCAGCAGCGAAAAUUAAACAGCGUAAACUUAAAAUUGUUAAUUAUGUCUUAAUGGGCAUACUGAUGCUGCUCAUAUAUUACGGUCUUCAAAAACUGUUAGGAUCAUUCAUAAGCAUAUUUUACUAAUUUCUCUUAUUCUGCACCAACUCCAACGAAUAUCCAAGAAUACAGAAAUUGUUAUAAAAUCAAUCCCAUGUUUGUUAUCUUUCUGUCAUGCUCGAACCCAUGUUGAAUCGGUCUACAAGUGCGAGAAUAAAGUGACUGUCGCAAUGAAAUUAA
Molecule: messenger RNA, 971 nt
Organism: Cephus cinctus (wheat stem sawfly)
Lineage: Eukaryota; Metazoa; Arthropoda; Insecta; Hymenoptera; Cephidae
Product: fatty acyl-CoA reductase 1
Biological process (GO): long-chain fatty-acyl-CoA metabolic process
Cellular component (GO): peroxisome
Molecular function (GO): alcohol-forming very long-chain fatty acyl-CoA reductase (NADP+) activity
Source: RefSeq, a predicted model, not a curated record